Quercus robur (English oak) is the source of this 3319-nucleotide messenger RNA. Its product is annotated as putative calcium-transporting ATPase 13, plasma membrane-type. NCBI's taxonomy places the organism in Eukaryota, Viridiplantae, Streptophyta, Magnoliopsida, Fagales, Fagaceae. The transcript is spliced from 6 exons. Gene Ontology annotation, molecular function: P-type calcium transporter activity. Gene Ontology annotation, cellular component: intracellular membrane-bounded organelle. The record is from RefSeq and is a predicted model, not a curated record. Bases 1 to 3276 code for a protein of 1091 amino acids.
AUGGAUGAAGUGGAUAAAAUCAUCUUAAUGGGAGGUUUAAUCCCUUCUGACAAGCUCCUUCUAGUGCAAUGUUUAAAGAAAAAAGGUCACACUGUAGCAAUGGUUGGAGUUAGUUCAAAUGUGAUUCCAGCACUAAAGGAAGCUGAUGUAAGGAUCACCAUACAGACUUGUAGCAGUGAAAUGGUUAGAGAAAGUUGUAACCUCAUCAUCAUGGAUGGAAAUCUCGGUGUCUUAGUCAGUCUUGUCAGAUGUGGAAGAUGUAUUUAUGACAAUAUUUGCAAGUAUAUGCAACUUGAGCUCACCAUGAAUAUAGCAGGGUUGUUGAUAACCUUUAUCACAACAACGAUUUUCGGACAUUCUCCAAUUACAACCAUCCAAUUAGCCUGGGCAAACUUUGUUGUGACUCUUCUUGGUGGCCUUGGAUUAUUGACUGAGCCACCAUCAAAGAAACUGAUGGAAAAGCCACCAUUGAGACAAACUGAACCGCUUAUCAACAUGACCAUGUGGACUAACGUUGUCAUCGAAGCUCUGUAUCAAUCUGGCGUCUCAGUGACAUGGCAAUUCAAAGGGCAAACCAUGAUUGGCAUUAACAAGGAGGUGGCCUUUAUUGAAAUUACACAUAUUCUGGCAGUGUUAGCAUAUGCAAGGUUGACUUUGCUUCAGUGGUUUAUUUGUCGUUCAGUUGGGAUGGUUUCAUGCAAAAGCUCUAGAAAUGAGGUCCUUGAGUCUCAGAAAACGGUCUCUCCAGGAGGAGAUGAAUCUGAGAAAGGUUCUCUUUUUCCUGUAGCCUCAUCAUCCAUUUCCUCUUACAGUAAUAUCAGCCUAGAUGACACAGGAGCAGUCAGUGGUGGCCAUGGUGGAGACCUAGAGUCUCAACAAACGGUCUUGUCAAUGGCCAGCAUAGCUCUAGGAGCAGAUAAAGCUGACAAGGGUUCUCUUGCUGUAGACAAAAUUUCCUCAUGGACUUCUAAUAUCAGCCAGGAUGACUCAGGAGAAGCAGCUAUGAAAAUCUCCAACAAUUGUAUUGGUGAUGCAAAACUGCAACAAGCAAACGUUGCUGGGAUGGUACAGGAGGACUUGGAUUCAAUGCAGAAGGUUGGAGGCAUCCAAGAAAUUGCAGAGGCUCUAGAUACAGAUUUAGAGAAGGGAAUAUUCCCUGGUCUUGAGCUAGAUCUAUGCUCUCAACGCAUAGCUAACACACUCUCCCCAACAACACAGGCUCCUGCACGAGGCUGCUUCAAAUCACUCUUGAAAGCAUGCAAUGAUUGGAUUAUUAUUCUUCUCUGUGUGUAUGCAAUGCUGUUACUUGGCUUUGGGAUCGUUAUGAAAAGCCCAAAAGAUUGGCAUAUAGGUGUCAUCACAAUUCUUUUCAUCAUGGUGCUUGUGGUUCUUCAUUCCUUACGGAAACUUUGGCUCGAACGUUCGCGGCAGAUGUCAAGAAGGCAGAAUACUUCGGAAAUGCACCAAGUGGAAGUUGAGGUCAUUAGAGGGGGAAGCUCGCAGAAAGUAUCCAUCUCAGAUGUUUUGUUGGGUGACAUAGUAUGCCUCGAGAGGGGAUCUCUAGUCCCUGCUGAUGGUUUGCUCGUAUCUGGUGAAUACAUAAAACUGGAUGAUGAUCUUGACUCUACCAUUAACAACGAGAACCCAUUUCUGUUCUAUGGUCCAAAGGUGAUUGAUGGAAAAGGUCGCAUGCUAGUUACAUCAGUGGGCAUGAACACGACAUUGGGUGACUUGUUAAACAAGGUUACCUAUGGCCCCCUCAACAAGACCCCAUUACCAGUGCAACUUGAUAAGCUGAACACUAGCAUACAAAUUACAGGGCUUUUACUCUCCAUCCUCAACCUUGUAGUGUUGUUCUUCCAUUUUAUGCUUCAAAAGAAAAGAUUUCAUUUUAACCUCCCAGACCUCAAGGGGAAAGCAGUUGCAAGUAAAGAGAUCAUGGAUACGAGUAAGAAAAUUCUCUUGACGCCAAAUGGGAAGUUCAACACGUUAUCAACUUCAAUUCUUACGUUUCUGUUUGGAGUAACAGAAGGGAUACCUUUUGUAGUCACUCUUGCCAUUGGUUAUUGGAAUAAGAAGAUGCUAUUUGGCAAGGCCAUUGUUCAAGAACCCUUGGCUUGUCUCACCAUGAAUUCAGUCACAACUGUCUGUAUUGACAAAAGUGGUUGGCGAUCAGUAAACUCAGAGGCAGCUGACUCGACAAAAAGAGAAAUAGAAGCUUGGAUAAAUGCUGGAGUUAAUAUCAUACUAGUUUCAGAAGAUGAUGUCUCAAUAUUGGAAGACAUAGCUUGCAAGUGUGGACUACUUCCCAAUGCAGAUAAAUUGAAGCUUGAGGCUAAAGAUUUUCAAAAUUACAUCAACGAAAAGCAGAUGGAUGAAGUGGAUAAAAUCAUCUUAAUGGGAAGUUUAAUCCCUUCUGACAAGCUCCUUCUAGUGCAAUGUUUGAAGAAAAAAGGUCACACAGUAGCAAUGGUUGGAAUUAAAACAAAUGUGAUUCCAGCACUAAAGGAAGCUGAUGUAGGGAUCACUAUACAGACUUUUAGCAGUGAAAUGGUUAGGAAAAGUUCUGACAUCAUCAUCGUGGCUGGAAAUCUCAGUUUCUUGGACAGUCUUGUGACUCUUGUCAGAUGCGGAAGAUGUAUUUAUGACAAUAUUCGCAAGUAUAUGCAAGUUGAGCUCACCAUGAAUAUAUCAGGGUUGUUGAUAACCUUUAUCACGACCACGAUUUACGGAUAUUCUCCAAUUACAACCAUCCAAUUAGUCUGGGUAAACUUUUUUGUGACUCUUCUUGGUGGCCUUGGAUUAUUGACAGAGCCACCAUCAAAGAAACUGAUGGAAAAGCCACCAUUGAGAAAAACUGAACCACUUAUCAACAUGACCAUGUGGACUAACGUUGUCAUCCAAGCUCUGUAUCAAUCUGGCGUCUCAGUGACAUGGCAAUUCAAAUGGCAGACCAUGAUUGGUAUUAACAAGGAGGUUAGUAAUACCAUUAUCUUCAAUAGUUUUGUCCUCUGCCAAGUCUGUAACAUUAUAAAUGCAAGACAAGUGAAGAAGAUGACUGUGGUUGAGCACUUUCCUCGUAACCCAUUGUUUUGGUUGGCAGUGGGUGUUAUUCUGUUACUGCAGGUGGCUUUUAUUGAAAUUACACAUAUUCUGGCAGUGUUAGCAUAUGCAAGGUUGACUUUGCUUCAGUGGUUUAUUUGUCUCUCAGUUGGGAUGGUUUCAUGGGUUAUUAAUUGUCUAUUGAUUGGGUUACAAAGUGCAUGCACUUCUUGAUAAGCAGUACAACGUGUCGUGCAUCACAUGAAUGACAAAGGGA